Molecule: messenger RNA, 3831 nt
Organism: Ipomoea nil (Japanese morning glory)
Lineage: Eukaryota; Viridiplantae; Streptophyta; Magnoliopsida; Solanales; Convolvulaceae
Exons: 10
Coding region: 17-3631 (1204 amino acids)
Biological process (GO): chloroplast organization
Cellular component (GO): chloroplast outer membrane
Source: RefSeq, a predicted model, not a curated record
ACAAUAACAAUACGUUAUGGAAGAAGAAUCUUCAUUUCUUUUCUUUUUAUCAAGAAUUUCCCCUUUGAAUUUGAAUAUUCUCCGACAUUAUAAUCAAAACAUUAAUCCAUCCAAAAUGUUCUUUACCAUUAUCAUAAUCUUUCUCUUGUCUUCAAUCUUCCGUUUCUUGCGUCGUCAUGGUCUGAGUUGCCUGAACCCAAGAAAGUUUAUUGCCAGCAAAAAGUUAAACUAUUAUAUUGAUUAUUUUACCAUGCAACUUGGUGGCUGGCUAUGCAAAAGCUUUUUCAGAUUGGAGAUGGCAAUUGGAGCAUGCCAUGGUGUUUCUCCUUUCUCUUUCCGCAGGAAGAAGUUUUCUGCAUUAAUGGAGGAAAAAGAAACGUUGGAAGAGGAAAGUGAGAUGAAUAUUGAACCAAAUAGUAGUAGUGAGGAAAUAGAUAGUGCAGCAAAUAUUAUAAAAGAAACGAAAGGUACCACUGAGCGCAAGCCGUGUGGGUUGGCAAGCAACUUCAUGGUCAUGACAGAACUUAGGAACAAGACGCUCACCUUGAGGGACCUGCUCGAUUUGUCUCCCUGCAUUGGCUCUGCAUCUGUAAAUGAGCUGUUGGUAUUGACUCUGAAGGAUCUGCACGCGCUCUAUCCUUCCCUCGAGCAGAUUGAUGUGUCUGAAAUAGGAGCAAGCAUGGAUCAGCUACUGAAUUCCUUCUGCAGUGCUCUAGAAUCAAUUGGUGAAAUGUGGACUGGAAAUGACGAAUGGAUGAUCAAAUGCGAAGAUGAUUUGUUCAACUUUGAAUCCAACAAUUUUGAGCACUAUGCACUGGCAAUGCUGGAAGACAUGAUUCAGCUAACAAGUAAAAGGAUGUUUGAAGAUGAGCAGAUGGUUGAUAGUCCAAAUGCAUUUGGCAGGCUUUGGUCUGAGCCUUGCUCUCCAGUAACCCCAACUUCUGUCCUUUCUGGAUUCUGCAAUGUUCCAAAAAGGAGUAAAAGGGAUUGUUUUUCUACACCAGUUAAAUUACCACUCAAAGUAGGACCAGUUGGAAAACUUAACCCUGUUGAUGUCCGGCACGUCUCAUUACAUAUGUUCUCUCAUGUAAUGGUUCAAGAUCCUAAUUAUAUGGUUCAGGUAACAAAUACAGUCAGCCCAUUGAGGGAACAACAGCCGGGGACUGAAGAAAAGCAUGAGUCUCAAGUAAACAUAGCAGAUGGCAGAUGUGAGGUGAAAGAAGGCCAUGUGGUAGACUCACCUAAGGUUCUAAUUGCUAAAUUGGAAGAGAGUAAAGAAGAUGAUAAUAGAGAUUGGAUUGAUGGUUCAAUUAUUCAAUUGGUGCCAGCUUGUAUCACCAUGGAUAUGCUUUUACAAACAUCUUCUCUCACAAAGCUGCAACCUGAUGCAGCAAAACAGGAACUGCCAUUUGCAUUAUCGUCGGAUGGGGUAGAACUGCGAAUAUCAACACCAUCACAACCAUUAACAUCACCCCCAAAAUUGCAAUCAAAUCUUAAACCAGGAAUAGCAGCAUCACCUCCACCCCCACCCCUACCAUCAAUGGCACCGAAAUUUUUUGUGUUGCUUCCUCCUCCUCCCCCUCCACCUGAUCCAUCAACAGAGCCAAGGGACAGUGUUGUGCAGCUACUUCCUCGUCUACCACCACCCCAACCAUCGAUAUCACCAAGAGACAGUGUUGUGCAGCUUCAGCCUCCUCCUCCCCCAUCCCAACCAUCAAUGACACCAAAAAUUUUUGUGCUGCUUCCUCCUCCUCCCCCUCCACCCGAUCCAUCAACAGAGCCAAGGGACAGUGUUGUGCAGCUUCUUCCUCCUCCACCACCACCCCAACCAUCAAUAUCACCAAGAGACAAUGUUGUGCAGCUUCAACCUCCUCCUCCCCCACCCCUACCAUCAAUGCCACCGAAAUUUUUUGUGUUGCUUCCUCCUCCUCCCCCUCCACCUGAUCCAUCAACUGAGCCAAGAGACAGUGUUGUGCAGCUUCUUCCUUCUCCACCACCACCCCAACCAUCAAUAUCACCAAGAGAAAGUGUUGUGCAGCUUCAGCCUCCUCCCCCAUCACCCCAACCAUCAAUAGCACCAAGAGACAGUCCUGUGCAGAUUCAUCCUCCUCCAGCUCCACCCCAACCAUCAAUAGAACCAAGAGACAGUGUUGUGCAGCUUCCUCUUCCUCCUCCUCCUCCCCCUCCCCCUCCACCCCAACCAUCAAUAGAACCAAGAGACGGCAUUAUGCAGAUUUCUCAUCUUCCUCCCUUUCCACCCCAACCAUCAAUAGAACCAAGAGAUAGUGUUGUGCAGAUUCCUCUUCCCACUCCACCCCAACCAUCAAUAGGACCAAAAGACAGUGUUCUGCAACUUCCCCCUCCUCCACCUCCACCCCCUCCCCAACCAUCAACAGCACCAAGACACAGUGAUGUGUUGCUUCAUCCUCCCCCACCAUACCCAACCCAACCAAUAAUAGCACCAAGUCAUAAUGUUGCUUUGCUUCCCCUGCCCCCCACUCCACCACCAGCACUCCAACCAUUAUUAGAGUCAAAAGACAAUCUUGUGCUUCCAUCUUCCCCUCCACCUCCUCCAUUGACAUUGGAAAAUAUAGCAAGUUCACCCCCACCUCCACCUCCUACUUCAAAUGGAACAGCACCACCUCCACCUCCACCCAUGUCUUCAAAUGGAACAGCACCAGUACCGCCUCCACCCAUGUCAAUAGGAAAAGGAGUUGCAUGUCCACCACCUCCAGCAUUGGCUGGUGGCAUAAAUCUACGCACCAAGAAAACUUCUAAGUUGAAGCGAUCUUCACAUAUAGGUAAUCUUUACCGGCUUCUCAAGGUAAAAGUGGAAGGAUCAAGUUUAAAUGGUAAAUCAGCGAGAAAGGGAAAAGUUGGUGCUGCUUCAUCAGGAGGUAAGCAAGGAAUGGCUGAUGCACUAGCAGAGAUGACAAAAAGGUCAACCUAUUUCCUACAAAUUGAAGAGGAUGUUAAAAAUCAUGCAAGUGCAAUCAAGGAGAUGAAAACAGCAAUUGCUACUUUCCAAACAUCAGACAUGUCUGAGCUCAUUAAGUUCCAUAAACAUGUGGAAUCACAUCUUGAAAAACUAAGUGAUGAAUCUCAGGUGUUGGCAAGAUUUGAAGACUUUCCAUCAAAAAAGUUGGAAGCAUUGAGGAUGGCAGCAACACUCUAUUCCAAGUUAGAUGAUAUAGCUUCUACUUUAAAGAAUUGGCCAAUAGCAUCGCCUUUUGGCCAGCUUAUUGACAAAGCUGAGUGUUAUAUCAGCAAGAUCAAAGGAGAUUUGGAGAAGAUAGAACAGACUAAAGAUGACGAGGCAAAGAAAUUCGCGAGUCACAAAAUUACUUUUGAUUUUUCCAUCCUUGUACGCAUCAAAGAGUUGAUGGUGGAUGUGUCCUCAAACUGUAUGGAGUUGGCACUUAAGGAGUGGAGAGAUGCAAAGACAAGAGAGAAAGAACCAGGCGGACAGUCAAACAAUAAUGAGCGCAAAAAGGGAUCUGCUGGUAAAAUGCUUUGGAAGGCCUUCCAAUUUGCAUACAGAGUUUACACCUUUGCUGGGGGACUAGAUGACCGCGCUGACAGGUUGACAAAAGAACUCGCUCAUGAGAUAGAGACAGAGCCUAAUCCUUGAACAUAAUGUCUUAAUCUUGCAAGUGCUUCUCAAGGUUGUGAUAGUACAUACAUGUACUAUGAGUCAAUUAUCACACACUGUAUACCAUGUAUAUUGUUCACGAAAACACACGGGGCAACUAAGGAAAACUCUAGCUUUGGAGUUAUCAGUCACAGUCUCAUUUCAUCAAUAACUCAGCUAGUCCUAUUGAGUUUCUAAAA